This is a messenger RNA of Lodderomyces pseudojiufengensis, 1503 nucleotides long. RefSeq lists its product as uncharacterized. Lineage: Eukaryota; Fungi; Ascomycota; Pichiomycetes; Serinales; Debaryomycetaceae. The transcript has a single exon. Bases 1 to 1503 code for a protein of 500 amino acids. The record is from RefSeq and is a predicted model, not a curated record.
AUGGAAGAAGAUAUAUUCACAAGAAUUAAGUCAAAUGAUGCAACUAUAAAGGAUUUAGAAUUGUUGAAAAGUCAAUUAAGAGAGGAUUCAUUUAGAUCAUCAGAUAUAGUCAAGAACAAUCUUGCAAAUUGGAUUCAAUAUUGUAAUAAUAACAUUACUAAUGAAAUACUACGAGAUCUUAUUCUUCUGGUCAAUAUUAAUUUAUUAGCUAGAAAUGAAUACAAUAGAUCAUUUUUCACAAAUUCAAAUGAAGAAAGUAUUAAAUUUUGGAAAUCAAUUAUAAAAAUUUGGAAUGAAACGGAUUUAGUAUUGUAUUUAUUAUUACAAUUUAUUUAUGAAACUGAAAAAUCAAAUGAAUAUGUGAGAUAUUUUCAUGAUUUAAAUUUACAUAUUGUAAUAUAUGAAAGUUUUAUUGAAUUUGAAAAUAUUGAUAUAAUUUAUGAAAUAAUAAUUGCAAAUAAUGAUAGAUUGGAUGAUUAUGAUAAAAAAUUUAUAAAUUCAUCUUUUCAAUACAUGAAAAAUUAUCAUGAAUCAGGUAAAUUUGAAGAAAUAGACCAGAUUUUCGAUAUCUUAGCUUACGCUGAUCAAGAUGAAGAUUUAUUUUUGGAGAUUGCUAAUCUGAUGGAUAGUGCUUCUACUGAUGCAAAAUUUAAUAGAAAAUUAUUAGUUCUUGCUGUUGAUAUCUAUCCAGGAGGUAUGGAUCUUUCAAAUGAUUUUUUUAAAGCAGAUAAUUACAAAUUUAUACUUUAUUGUAUAAUAUAUGGUAAUGAAAUUCAUGAUAAAGAAUCAAGUGAUAUAGUAUUUAAAGAUAUUGAUUCAAAAUUUGGAAUUAAUAAAUUAAUUAAUAAAUUUUUUAAACAACAAAAAAUCACAGAUGUUGUUCAAUUACAAGCAAUACAUUUAUGGACAAAUUUAAUGAAUGAAUCAAUUGCAAAUGAAAUAUUGAAUAAUUACCAAAAAGAAUUAUCAAUUUUAACUAAAAUAAUUAUUGAUAAUCAUGAUUAUUAUAAAGAGAUUACAGCAUUGUAUUCCAAAUUUUUGAAAAAACUAUUUAAAUUUACGAGUUCAAACACUCCAACAGAAUUGUUGGAACAGGUUUCAACAAAUACCAUCCCAGAAAUGUCUAGUGCUAGGUAUGUAGUAAUUCAAAAAUUGAAUUAUGAUAGUGAUGAUAGUCAUUUUAUUGGAUAUUUAAUUGAUGAUUGUACAAAAAAAAUAAAUCAUCUUGAUCUUUUAGAACAAAUAAAGACAUUAUCUAUACUAAAUAAUCAUAUCCUUCAACGUAAAAUUAUAAUUGUUGAUCAAAUGUUUGGGUUUCAUCUAUACAAUUUAUUAAAAGAACUUUAUAAUCAUUCUUUAAAAUUAUCAGAAAAUUCAUGGAAUGAAAAAUUUUUUAAAAAUAAUUUAAAAUAUUUAGCUGCAUCAACUUUACAGGUUUUUGAAGAUGUUUUGGAUCCAAAUGAAGAUAUCUCCACAAUAUGUAAUACGAUAAUAAAUAGUUGA